Messenger RNA from Triticum dicoccoides, 1036 nucleotides. RefSeq names its product protein MIZU-KUSSEI 1-like. The record is from RefSeq and is a predicted model, not a curated record. NCBI's taxonomy places the organism in Eukaryota, Viridiplantae, Streptophyta, Magnoliopsida, Poales, Poaceae. The transcript has a single exon. The coding region runs from base 74 to 796 and encodes 240 amino acids. Gene Ontology annotation, biological process: hydrotropism.
UAACUGAGCUCGGCUCGAUCCAAUGCGCCGACUCACUACUCCAGCCGAAUCAUCCGUCCACCCGACCUCGUAAAUGCCUUCUCUCAUCGACGACCCAGGCUCGCUGCGGUCGCUGCUCCGGCCGGUCACCGACGAGCGCCGGACCAACAAGCACGGCGGCAGCACCGGCGGCGCCGUCGUGGGGCUCUUCAGGAUGUUCAGGCUGGUGCCGAUGCUCACCACCAGCACCGGCUGCAAGAUGGCCGCGCUGCUCGGGCGGCACAGCGGCAGGGCCCUCCUCGCGGACCACGCGCCGGCGGUGACGCUCUUCGGGCACCGCCGCGGCCGGCUGAGCCUGGCCAUCCACGAGGACACGCGGGCGCCGCCGGCGUUCCUCAUCGAGCUGCCCAUGCUGGCGGCCGCGCUGCACCGGGAGAUGGCCACGGGCACCGUGAGGCUGGCGCUGGAGAGCGACACCCGCAGCGCGCGCCGGCGGCUCCUGGAGGAGUACGUGUGGGCCGUCUACUGCAACGGGCGCAAGGCCGGGUACGCCAUCCGCCGCAAGGACCCGUCCGACGACGAGCGGCACGUGCUGCGCCUGCUGCGCGGCGUCUCCAUGGGCGCCGGGGUGCUGCCGCCGCCGCCCGCCGACGGCUCCCACGGCCCCGACGGCGAGCUCACCUACAUGCGCGCCCGCGUCGACCGCGUCGUCGGGUCCAAGGACUCCGAGGCCUUCUACAUGAUCAACCCGGACGACGACGGCCGGGGUGGCGAUGGCGCCGCGGAGCUCAGCAUUUUCCUAGUCAGGAAGAAGUAAAGAAAACAACUACUACGAAUACCUAUAGAUAUGAUACGAGCGUAAGCAUAUAGUACUAAUAUUUUUGUGUGAAGAGAAUCAAGAGAUAGAUGAAUAUAUUAUGGGCUACGAUUCAAUUCAAAUUGUGUCACCUUUGCCAUAGUAAAAAAAAAGUGAAGUGAAAUGAAAACCAGUUGUGUCAUCCAAGUAAAUACAAAUACAAAUAUGCGUGGAGGGGUGUGAUACACAAAGUUUACAACA